UAACAACAAAAAUAAUAAAAAAAAACGAGCAGCGCUCUGACCAGACCGACCUGUGUACCCGACUUUCUUUUCGGCGAGUUCAUCGCUCAAUAAUUUGACUUGUGUCACCAACUAACGAUUAAUUCGACCGUAAGUUUAGCGGGAGGACAUGGCCAACCCGAAGUAUGCCGACUUGCCGGGAAUCGCGUACGACCAGCCCGACCUGUACGAGACUGAUGAGCUGCCGGAAUCCGAUCAAAUCGUGACUGAAGCUUCCGUGGACCAGUCUGACAGCGUGAGCACUCUGACGAUAUCCGCGACAGACGCCUACGACAAGUUUAAGGGAUGUUUGGUGGACGCCUCUUCCGUGGACUUUACGGAGGGCAUCUCGACACCCCGCAAGAAGGGCUACAAUGUCCUCUCCGGCGAGUGGGAGAUGGCUGGAGACAAGGAACCAGAAAAUGUACAGCAGAAGUACCAGAGGCUCCAGUUUGAGGUGAAGGAACUGCUGAACGAAGUGGAGGCCCUCAAGACCGGUGCCCAGCAGGGAGACCAGUCGCUGAGCACGCUGGCGAACCCGACCUGCCUCCUGGAGCAGGCACACCUGGUGCAGAAGAUGCUCCUGGGCCUGGACCUGGACCGGACCCUGGGCUCGGACACGUUGCUCUCGCUCACCGACCCCCAGGGCGCGCUGCGCAAGACCCUGGAAUCCCAGCUGGAGCGACUGCGCCAGGGUCCAGCUCCAGCAACGCCGGCUGCGCCACAGAAGGCAGCUGCGGAACCCGCUCUCGAUCCAGUCCAGGCCACGGUCAAGAUUGCAAGCCUGGAGGAACGUCUCAAGAAACUCGAGAACCUGGUUGGCACCGACAGCCAGAGACUGUCAAUGCUCACGAGCCAUACCGACAGUAGCUGCCUGAUGGAGGUGUCCCAGCUGCUGUCCUCGCGCCUGUACCUGCUGGAGGCCCCGCACCUGGACCAGGUGGAGGCGAGGCUGUCCCUGCUGCAGCAGAAGAUGACGCAGGUUGCCGAGAAGAAGAGCGCCCUCGAGGAGCUCGACAAGGCGGGCAAGGUGAACGAGCUGUACGAACUGCUGAAGAGGUCGGAUGCCAUGGGCAGCUCGUUGACACAGGUUGUGGAGCGUCUUGUCUGCCUUCAAGAACUUCAUGAACAGGCACUCCAGUUCUCGAAGGCAGUGUCCCAGCUGGAUCAGGUGCAACAGCACCUCUCCCUGGCACUCAAAAACAAUGACAAACAUCUGACAGAGGUGCAGACUAACUUUGGCCAGAACAUUGAAACCAUCAACAAGAACAUGACUUUGCUCGAAGGAAAGAUUGCUGCUCUCAAGAAAUGACCCUGAGUGCACCUUGCAAGAUGCAAUGUAAACUUUGGACUUGGAUCAAAUACAAGAUUCAAACAGCA
Ixodes scapularis (black-legged tick) is the source of this 1398-nucleotide messenger RNA. RefSeq names its product dynactin subunit 2 (gene DCTN2-p50). The transcript has 13 exons. The record is from RefSeq and is a predicted model, not a curated record. Gene Ontology annotation, biological process: mitotic spindle organization. Bases 149 to 1330 code for a protein of 393 amino acids. NCBI's taxonomy places the organism in Eukaryota, Metazoa, Arthropoda, Arachnida, Ixodida, Ixodidae. Gene Ontology annotation, cellular component: dynactin complex; cytoplasm; centrosome.